Messenger RNA from Folsomia candida, 1563 nucleotides. RefSeq lists its product as uncharacterized. Gene Ontology annotation, biological process: regulation of transcription by RNA polymerase II. NCBI's taxonomy places the organism in Eukaryota, Metazoa, Arthropoda, Collembola, Entomobryomorpha, Isotomidae. The transcript has a single exon. The coding region runs from base 128 to 1489 and encodes 453 amino acids. Gene Ontology annotation, cellular component: PcG protein complex; transcription regulator complex. Gene Ontology annotation, molecular function: RNA polymerase II cis-regulatory region sequence-specific DNA binding; DNA-binding transcription factor activity, RNA polymerase II-specific. The record is from RefSeq and is a predicted model, not a curated record.
UUCUUUUUUCUCACUAUGCCCCUCUAAUCCCGCAAUUUAUCGAACAUCAUCUCUCUCCAACUUUUCUCCGUUCGUCAGUCACCAUAAGUCACGCUGCUCUACUGUCGUUAUUACAUUAAUUAUUUUGAUGGCGUCUUCAAGUAAGAAAAUUAAAGUUGAUAAAGAUUAUAAGUGUUCAUUGUGUACAAGUAGUUUUGAUAAACAAUGGCAACUAAAUGCCCAUAUAAAUAAAGUCCAUUCUGAAAACACAUUCUGUUGUGAUGUUGAGGGGUGUGAAAAGUCAUUUAGAACCGCAGAUGAAUUACGACGUCAUAAGUUGAGCCAUAUUAAUGAACGACAGUUUAUUUGUGACUUCCCAGAAUGUGGUGCUUCAUUCAAUUACAAAAAUGUUUUAGAACAACAUAAAUUAAACCAUGAAACUGAACGACAGUUUAUUUGUGACUUCCCAGAAUGUGGUGCUUCAUUCAACCGACAUGAUCAUUUAGAACGACAUCAAUUGAGCCAUAUUAAUGAACGACAAUUUAUUUGUGACUUUCCAAACUGUGGUGCUUCAUUCAACCGACAUGAUUAUUUACAACAACAUAGCUUAGUUCAUAAUGAGUCCCGACCUUUCGAAUGCAACGUUUGUGGUGCUGGUUUCAAACGAAUAGGUGGUUUAGACAAUCAUUUAUCUGAUUCAUUGAAAUGUGGUGCAAAGUUCACACUCAUAGACAGUCAAUCCCCCCUCAAUUCUCAAGAUCCUGCUGCAUUGCGAGUGAAGAGUGACAUUAACAUUAUUCGUGGUACUAGAUUCAUACCUCGAAAGUGGUUCGUCUACUUUGUUUUAUGCAUUCCCAUCGAAGAUAUCACAGAGAACUUCUCGAUAACAGAAUAUAUUGCUAAAAUUGACAAGGAGAAAGACGCACAAGGAAAGUGGAGGGAGUUGUUAUUGUAUAUAGGAAAGUGCAAUAGAUCAAGAGCUAGUCGUUAUCACAGUCACGCAAUUCUGUCUCAAUUUUCGAGCAUCGGAAAAAAAUUAUUAGCCAAAACGCACGCCUGUUUUACAGUAUAUACGAUUGAAUGUGACAGUGAAAGUCAAACCGCAAGACGAGAAAGUUCACUGCAGUCUUACUUGUGUAUGAAACGAGGGGCUGCUAAUCAACCUGACGGCCUGAAAUUUGUUCCUGGAUGGAUUAAUUCAUCGAAAGACCCUUUGGCUGAUUUAUCAGAAGAAGAGGAAAAACAACUCAUUAAUCUCACCGCAUUCCAAAACCGAGGACCGAUUUGUACAACUUUAGGUUGUGAAAGUCAGCACUUCCUUUCCGAGAAGGUGCUGAAUAGUUUGGGGGUGGAAGAUUUUUGGUUCCGGGGACUUGUCCACAUUGAUGAUAGCAACGUAACACGAGUAGAAUUGCCAAAAGAAGGAGAGGAGGAAGUGAAUGAUGAGGUGGAGGAGUUGGAGAGAGAAGAACAAAGGGAUGUGGAGAAUAUUCGAACGUUAUUUCGUUAAGAACUCCCCUCUGUGAAAAUAUAUAAAUAUUAUAAAUUAUUAUUGUAUUAUCAUGUUCCGGAAUCCGAAAGUCG